Messenger RNA from Pelagomonas calceolata, 769 nucleotides. NCBI's taxonomy places the organism in Eukaryota, Pelagophyceae, Pelagomonadales, Pelagomonadaceae. The record is from the annotation of a GenBank genome assembly.
AUGGACACGCUCCCGCUCUCACGGGCCGACUCGCUUCCACUCGCGGCGCGGGCUGACUCGCUCCCGCUCGCGGCGUUGCUCGGCGCCGUGGAUGUGGUGAGCCCGCGGCGCGCCGCCCAGGCCGCCGCCCUCGCCGCGGCCUCGCCGCCAAGCCCGUCGGCCGCCCACGCCGCCGCCGGCAUCGCGCCGCCGAGCCCGUCAGAGCACUACCGCCUGGUCGCCGCGCAGCGGGCGAGCGACGCGAGGUCUUUCAUCGCGCUCGUGGCCGGCCGCUUCCCCCGCGGGACGCGCGUCUACGACAACUUCACGCGGGCGCUCGCCGUCUACGCCAAGUUGUCGUGCGGCGUCGAACUGUCCGCCUUCGUCUCGCGUCGACGGCGUGACGCGCAGGUCGGCCAAGGACCCCGCGGCCAAGGACGAGCUCGCGAAGGAGGUCGACGUGCUCUUCGCGGGCAAGGCCAGCGACCUCUGCGUCAAGUUCCGCCGCGAGUUCUACGAGCCGUCCGUCGCGCGCGUCUCGCCGCCGCGCGCGGCGCCGCUCGAGCCCGCCGUCGACUUUCGCGGCUCGGACCCGCCCAAGCGCAAGGCGCCGGCGCCGGCCAAGGAGAAGUUGAUGAUCCCGACGUUCGCCCCACCGGACGAGCCCGCCGCCGGGCGGCGCGUCUCUGCUGCCUCCUCUGUCCUCCACGAGCUCGGCGGCGGCGAAGACCCCGACGACGAGACGCUGGACGACAUGCGCGCCAAGGCCAAGAAGGCCCGCGUCGCGUGA